AGGUUAAUUCAAUGUUCAUUAAGAAUUCCCUACCCUCCUGCGCGACCUGAUUUCAAAACUCUCAAAUGCACUGAAGAAUGAUUUAUGGUUGGUUCGUUCCAAUUCAAUAAGAAUGAAAAUAUAUCUCCAUCUCCAAAAAUCAACCUCAUGUAGAUGGUUCCAUCAUGCAUCAUCAUGUACUAGGAGGUUCAAAUAGUUGAUAGAGGUAGAUGAAGAGGCCUGCGUCUUUUUCAUGAUAAUCUUUCAUUGUUCCCUAUCCCCUGUUGUUGUGAUCACUCCGCGCAUCUUGAAUAUUUAAAUGGAUCCAAAAUGGACGUACUUUCUAGGAAGGGUGGAUCCUUCCGAAUUAGAAUUAGUUAUCGUUUUCUUUAACUUUAUAUCCAAAUAUUAUAGUGGUAUCCUCUUGUCUCGGGUCAUCUUCUCACGGAGGUCCAUGCUGGGGUGCUCUCGGCGCCUGGCAGUGCUCCAAUAAAACAAUGCGCAUCAUCAAAAUGUGCAGUUAUACAUGGACAUGGACAUCAUGUACUUAGCAAAAAAUCUUGACUUGUUUCUUCAAACAAGAAGGCUCGUUUAAGUGUAGAGUGAUGUUUUGCGAGGUUGCGGGGAUUCUAGCAAUCAAAAUGGCUCGUCGAGAAUGUUGAGAAGGAAGACGAAAUUGGGACACUGCAAUUUAGCGCUAGCGCGACUGACUGCUACAUUUUUCAUCAUUUUCGAUUCGCGCAAAACCUCUACCUCUAGGUAAUGACCUUAAUACCACGCUUUACAACUCCCAUCCGAUUACCGAGAAUAUCCUUCCUCACUGUCACUCACUGCACUGUUUCCGCAGUUGCAGUUUUUCCUUGGAUAGAUACAUCGAGAGACUCAGAGGACUCAGUGUCGUAUUAAGCAAGAAUGUUUCAUCCAAAUUUUGGAUUUUUCGGGUUCGGCGAUACUAGCGGAAACGCGUCCGCUCAGGGGAACGGAGACACGGCCACCCAGGGGAAUGCUUCAACAACGAACAAUCGUGGUACUCCAGGAAGUGGGCGGCCACAUGCAACGAGUAGUGCAGGAGGUGAACCAACAACGGAAGCAGGAGGUGGGCCUACUUCAGCUCCAGGUGGUGAUGGUAUGCUCUCAAGCGGUAUGCCAGGAGGUGGCGGUAUGCCAUUUGCAUCUCCUGCUGAUUUCUUUUCAGCUUUCGCUGCACAAGCAGCUGGAGCGCAUCCGUCAACCAGCAGCACCGGAGGAGGACCCACAGGACCAAGAACGGGCGGAAAUUAUAUGAGAGGACCGAGAGUGGUCACCUCCGCCAACGGCGGCCAGCAAUACAAUGCGACCCAUUACGGAAGCCACUACGCGAACGGCUCAGCAGUAGGCGGUACUUCAGCGGAUGACAAGAUUCCUCCAGCAAGUAAGCGCGCGAUACUGAAUCUGCCGUCAGUGGUGAUAACAAAGCGGGACCUGGCCGUGGACGAAAACGCCUUCUGCAUAAUAUGUUUCGAAGAUCAAAAACUGUCAUCAACUGCGACAAAGCUGCCGUGCGGACACCUAUUCUGCAAAAGCUGUAUUAAAUUGCUUAUCACUUUCACUGAUCUUCUCCAAUUGUGAGGAAGGGCAGGUGAGACAUGUUGAAAUAAUGUGCCAUUCACUUUCUGCAUUGAUUUUUAACAUCCUUGAUCGAGACUGGAGAACAACAGGUUAUUAAUGUUUGCUGCAACAACGUCAACAACUAGACCUAGUACUACUUCUCUCUUGUGCCGAACCUGAUGUUUCUUUAAACGCAUUUUGUUGUAGUUCUUGUAACUAGAAGAACCAACUACUUCCUUGUGUAGUCUGUGAAGAUCAUUGCAGCCGACAAUGAUUCUAUAAUUCAGGUAUAUCCAAUUGGUUAGCGAAGCAGUGUACCUGUCCUGUGUGUCGUUAUGAACUGGAGACGACCGACGCAGCGUUUGAGAAGAAGAGGAAAGCGACGCAGCGCAAGCCGAAAUACAAAGAGGCAGACUUGCGCAGAAUGGCGGUCCGCGAGUUGAAGCAAAUAUGCGCAUCCAUAGAGGUAGACGCAAAGGGCUUCGCUGAAAAGCGGGAGUUCGUAGAUGCGAUAUUGGUCUCACCAAACGUGGAGAUUAUACAACCUGGAGAUCCCGGUGAUGUUGAUGGAACCCCUGGACCUGGAGGAGGAGAGAACAAGCCUGGUGGAGGGGGUGGACAGGUGAAAGUAGAUGGAGGAGCAAACCCGGACGGAAGUGGUGGAACUAGCGCCAAAAAUCUGGACACUUACUAUGAAGAUGAUCUUGCAGGGAUGAACAUCGAGCAGCUCAGGUAGUACUCACCGGUGUACAUGACAAAUGCUAGCAGUUUCUCUCGUGGUUUGCUUUUGUGUUUGAUUUUUUUCCGGCAAAUUGUUCAACCGCUGUCACAGGAUAGACUUGAUGCAGAGUCGUGCAAAUGACUUGGACCUGGAUCAUUGUUUGACGACUACAGCAUCAUGCAUAUCUCAGGAACACGUUCAAGCUUUUCGGUUUAGUCGUUCCGAACACGCGAGAGGAUGUGGGUAAAGACGAGCUCAUCGGGUUGUUGCUAAACUCAGGCAAAAUCGCCGCCUCACGGAGCUGA
This is a messenger RNA of Amoebophrya sp. A25, 2592 nucleotides long. The record is from the annotation of a GenBank genome assembly. NCBI's taxonomy places the organism in Eukaryota, Dinophyceae, Syndiniales, Amoebophryaceae.